AUGAUCGCGGCUCAUACUGGACUCACCGAGCAAGUCUUUUCUUACAGGCCGGUUGACCCUCCGGUGCAGGAAAUUCAGCCACCAAAAGACCGCGCAUUCUUCGCCGAUCCGGAGAAAAAGUCGCUUCUGUCGGUUGCCUCUAAAGUCAAACAUCUCACUCCAUAUAUUGGAACUGAAGUGCAGGGAGUGCAGCUGAGUCAGCUUGACGAAAAGCAGAAGGAUGAAUUAGCUUUAUUAGUAGCUGAAAGAGGAGUUGUCUUUUUUAGAGACCAAGAUCUCACCCUUGAAGGGCAGCAUGAAUUUUCAAAGCAUUACGGAAUUUCCUUAAGACAAUAUACUUAUUUUCGCAGAGAUAUUCGUUCCUUUGAGAACACCAGUAGCGCCUUUGCCGAGUAUCAUUCCGAUCACUCUUUUGAAAUCAACCCUCCUUCCUAUACUAUGCUAAGAAUGGUAAAGACACCUGAAUAUGGAGGUGACACCAUUUUUACUAGCCAGACUGCGCUGUUUGAUAAAUUAAGCCCGACUUUCCAGAAAACAUUCGAAGGUCUUCAUGCUGUCCACAGCUCUGAGCAUAUUUUUAUCAAUACCCUCAAUAGAGGUGGGAAAACUUUUCGUCUUCCUGUACGGAGAGAACACCCUCUUAUCCGUACUCACCCCGUAACAUCUCUGAAAGCCUUAUUCUACAACCCCGCCUUCAUCUUGAACAUCGCUGAACUCAAAGGCGCCGAAUCUUUCCACACCCUCAACUUCCUUCGUGACCACCUUCACUCGGCAGACGACUUAACUGUUCGGUGGCACUGGGAAGCCGGAAGUGUCGCUUUCUGGGACAAUCGCGUAGUCAUUCAUCGUGCUGUUCCUGGUGGCUACAAUACCGACGAAAGGGAAGGGACCAGAACGGCUGUUUACGGCGAGAAACCGUUCUUUGAUGCAGCGUCAUCGAAGACGCUUAGUGAGUGGUCAGACCAGAAGUUGUCGGAUACGGCGCCAGUUGUGAAGUUGGGGUUGGAUGGGUUUUGA
Messenger RNA from Talaromyces proteolyticus, 1017 nucleotides. RefSeq names its product putative alpha-ketoglutarate-dependent sulfonate dioxygenase. The record is from RefSeq and is a predicted model, not a curated record. The transcript is spliced from 6 exons. The coding region runs from base 1 to 1017 and encodes 338 amino acids. Gene Ontology annotation, molecular function: 2-oxoglutarate-dependent dioxygenase activity. Gene Ontology annotation, cellular component: cytoplasm. Lineage: Eukaryota; Fungi; Ascomycota; Eurotiomycetes; Eurotiales; Trichocomaceae.